AUGACGAAACCAGAAACGACAAGCACGCAUGGACAGAGACUUCCUUUUCUCACACAAGCAAGGCGUAAACUGCCUCGGCGGCCGGGUUUCGGCGCCGUGAAAAUCAACGAGAAACCAAUUGGCAACUGCAACGAUAUUCAGGCUCCCAACGUCAGGUCUUUAAUGGUUCUCGCAGUUACGGCCGCGCUGAUGUGGACUCUCCAUGUCGCAUAUAAUUCACAAAACUAUAUAUUUAUACCAUCAACAGAUGUCUAUCCGAUCUUCUCCGCACAAGAGAACCUUUCUUUCUCAAUCCUCUUCACCCAGUUCCCUCUGGAAAAUCUUGAAGACAUCCAAAACUUCCCAGAGAUGACCCAAGGAAACACUCUGCUCCCUCAUUCACCUUCCAAUCCAUCUGUGGCCACUCCCUCUACAGUUAAACGCUCAUACAGUUACAAGUUGUGGUUCGGGCUGCGAGUCCCCAGCACUUGGCUCCUCUCCUUUCCCCGCUCGGGCAAUACCUGGACCCGUUACCUGCUGGAGGCUGCUACGGGCGUCGUCACUGGCUCUGUUUACCAUUCCAAGUAUCUUAAGGGUUUAGGUUAUAUGGGCGAGGACGACCCUCUGUGGUGGCGAACUUCCCUCGUCAUCAAGACUCAUUCACUCCUUCCGCUUCGCAUCCACCCAGACUACCCUGUCAUAGCUAUCAUCAGGAACCCCGCCAGGUCUAUCUUGUCCUUUUGGAAUUAUUGGAAUAUAGAAGCAGAUUCACAAAAAUUUACUGGCUCCAUUGAUUACUCUUAUUAUUUAACACCAGAAUUUCAUGAGUUUGCAUACAUUAAACUGCAAAAAUGGAGGGCAACAUAUGAAUAUGUUCUAAAGAAUACAACAAAACUGCAUGUGGUAUUCUAUGAAAAGCUCCGAGAAAGCCCCAUUAAGGAGGUUCGUAAGAUGUUGAACUUCUUGGGUGUUAAACCAGAUGAGGAUCGCCUUGCCUGCCUUAGUCGCCAUACAGAAGGGAGAGUGAAAGGAGCUCAAAAGGAAAGUGAUCCCUACAGUUUGCAUGAGAAAAUGAACAUGUUUUCCGUAGUCCAAGCAAUUAAUUCUCUCUUAAAAGAAAGAGGAUUUACUGACUUACCUGAUUAUGAAUUUUAGAAGUAGGGCCUACUACAUUCUGCUCAUAUAACUUAAAAUGGGCACUGUCAGUGGCUGUUAGAAAAAAAGUAGUUAACUAGUUUGUAAGGGCUAUUUUUGAAUAAAU
Messenger RNA from Penaeus vannamei (Pacific white shrimp), 1240 nucleotides. The record is from RefSeq and is a predicted model, not a curated record. NCBI's taxonomy places the organism in Eukaryota, Metazoa, Arthropoda, Malacostraca, Decapoda, Penaeidae.